UUCUUUGACAGCUGCUUUGAGAGCAAACUGCAGAAAAAGAAACCGUGCAAAGCCGUGCUCGCAAUAAUUUUUUUUAAUUAUAAUUUAGCUCUUUAAAUCAAACAUCAAAGUAUUAUUAAUCACUAAACAUAAUUCAAUUAUAAUUUACACUAUUUAAAGUUAUUUCCGCAAGUAUUUAAUUGCCUGCGGAAGUUAUUUAUUACACUUAAAAAUCCAACAGAAAGUUUCAACAAAAAAAAAAAUAGAAAAAAAAGAAAAUGUCAGGCAUUGCUGUGGCUCGACUUGGUGAGGAAAGGAAAGCGUGGCGUAAGGAUCAUCCAUUCGGAUUUGUAGCCAGACCAACAAAGAAUCCCGAUGGAACACUGAAUUUAAUGAUUUGGGAAUGUGCUAUUCCCGGAAAGAAGGGGACUCCAUGGGAAGGAGGUUUAUACAAACUGCGAAUGAUUUUUAAAGACGAUUACCCAACAAGUCCACCAAAGUGUAAAUUUGAGCCGCCACUUUUCCAUCCAAAUGUGUAUCCAUCCGGUACAGUUUGCUUAUCACUGUUGGACGAAGAAAAAGAUUGGCGUCCAGCAAUUACCAUCAAACAAAUUCUUCUAGGAAUUCAAGACCUACUCAAUGAGCCCAAUAUUAAGGAUCCCGCGCAGGCUGAGGCUUAUACAAUUUAUUGUCAAAAUCGUUUGGAAUAUGAGAAACGUGUUCGAGCACAAGCUAGAGCUAUGGCUGCUACCGAAUAAACAAAACAAAAUUAUAUAUUUUAACAUUCAAAAAAAUACAUUUAAUUUUAGGAGUAAUGUCCUUUAAUGUCAAAGCACUACUCUUAAAGGAAAACAUAUUAAAUUUAUAUAAAUAAACAAAACAAAAAAAAAAUACUGAUACAAUAAACUUAA
Episyrphus balteatus (marmalade hoverfly) is the source of this 890-nucleotide messenger RNA. It is a transcript of the gene lwr, whose product is annotated as SUMO-conjugating enzyme UBC9-B. Lineage: Eukaryota; Metazoa; Arthropoda; Insecta; Diptera; Syrphidae. The record is from RefSeq and is a predicted model, not a curated record. Gene Ontology annotation, biological process: protein sumoylation. The transcript has 4 exons. Gene Ontology annotation, cellular component: nucleus. Gene Ontology annotation, molecular function: SUMO conjugating enzyme activity. The coding region runs from base 258 to 737 and encodes 159 amino acids.